Messenger RNA from Magallana angulata, 2855 nucleotides. RefSeq lists its product as uncharacterized. The transcript is spliced from 10 exons. Bases 377 to 1498 code for a protein of 373 amino acids. NCBI's taxonomy places the organism in Eukaryota, Metazoa, Mollusca, Bivalvia, Ostreida, Ostreidae. The record is from RefSeq and is a predicted model, not a curated record. Gene Ontology annotation, molecular function: transmembrane signaling receptor activity; neurotransmitter receptor activity; extracellular ligand-gated monoatomic ion channel activity. Gene Ontology annotation, biological process: chemical synaptic transmission; nervous system process; monoatomic ion transmembrane transport. Gene Ontology annotation, cellular component: neuron projection; membrane; synapse.
UGUGUUCGGCUGCUUUGGAUUGAUAACACUGGUGUAAAUUAUUCCGCUAAUCUUUAAUUCCGAUUUAAUUGUGGUGGACUCAAUGACGGAAUUGAAAUCCUCUUAAUUUUGUUCAAGUCAACAGAAGAUUACGUGAACCAUUCUACUACCCUAUACUUGUUUUUUUGUCCGAUCCCUUGGUUGACAGUUGAACCGUGACAUUACCUCCAACGAGCACCUGUUUCCAGGAGAACGACUAGGAUCAGGAGCUCGCGUGACAUCUCCCAGUAACAGGGACAUAAUGAAUGGAAUGCUUGAUAUUGGUCAAAAGAUAUCGAUUUUAACCACUUCCUAGUAAUGAACUGAUCUCAGCUCAAAAUUUUCGGAAAAAGAAGCCAUGGUAAAGAGAACGGUCUAUAUCCGCGUGGUGUUCCUGAAGGUGGGGGAGAUUGACACGGUCAAGGAGAAAUACUUUGCCGAUGUCUUCGUCCAGGCAAGAUGGCGAGAGCCGGCAUUGGAUCACAGUCAACACCUGAAGAACAGUAACUUGGACAACUACUGGGGUCCCAAAAUAUCUGUUCAGAAUGUAAUCGACUUUAAGAAAAAGAAAGUAUUAAAAGAGUUGAAUUUUAACCCCCAUGGCGAGGCUUUCAUAACAGAGAAAAGAAAAAUCAGCGGAAACUUCUCGGAGAAGCUAGAGCUGAUGGACUUUCCGUUUGAUCACCAGUAUUUGAACCUGAUCAUUACCUCUGAGCUCCCCUCCACUGAUCUGGAGUUCCAGGAAGACAAGGACGAGCUGAGUACCAUCAAUGUGUCCUGCUUCGUGGACGUCCAGGAGUGGUCCCUGUGUGACUACGUGGCCUCCGUCCCCUACACAGAAUCCAAAGUCUUCUCCCAGAAACGGAACGUCAACACCAAAUUUCCCGGCAUUUCCGUCGGAUGUUGCGCAGUCAGACGCGCGGGAUUCUUCGUCUGGAACGUUAUCGUCAUCAUGACUCUUAUAUGUGCCACUUCCUUCGCCACAUUCGCAGUCAGUCGCAAGCUACCUCAGAACCGAUUACAGCUGUCCAUCACUCUCAUGUUGACGGCGGUCACCUUCCGUCUGACGACGAACGCUAAUCUCCCCAAAAUAUCCUAUCACACCCGCCUAGACAAGUUUAUCCUGGCCAACAUGUUCUUUAACUGGCUGGUGACGGCCUGGCACGCGGUCAUAACGAGGUUCGACUAUGACGAUGACCUACAAGCGACAAUGGACAACUGGGCCUUCCUCGUCUUCCUCAUUGCAUACGGGCUCUUCCUAGUCGUUUUUGUUUCCUUAGUGCUCAUUACAUAUGUGUUACGAAAUAACGAACUUCAAUCAAAGCUGAAGAUAUACGAGGAGAAAGCGGAGAAGUUACUAGGUGGCCAUUGGAAGGAUUCCCGCUCGAAGGAGCAGGAGGACGUCACAAUUAGGAGACGUGGGGGAUUGUCCUACUCCACGCCAGGGACAGCGUCGGCUGUGUAUCCUAUGGAUACCUGAAUCACAGCCUCCUUCUGGUCUCCACCAGAUACACUUGUGAUAUUAAAUUAAAGACAUUCCAUUUAUUUAUAUAUAUAUAUAUAUAUAUAUACAUUUUCAUGCAUAAUUACCAAGAGGUGUAAUAUAAAUGAAUGGUGAAAAAAACCCGUAAAACUUGCCAAAAACCACAGCAUGGUCAGAAAUGUUUCCAUUGUUUUACCUGGUGGCAACAACUAAACACAAACGCAGACUUCAAAACAAUGAGAAUGUCUGCUGAUGUUGCUCUCUCUCUCUCUCUCUCUCUCUCUCUCUCUCUGAAUAAUUAGAUACUAUUCGUGCUUCAUUCUCAGCUUUCACAAAGAUAACCAUAUUAAAGCUUUAUACGUAGAUUUUAUUAUAUUUAUUAAACACUUUAUUCAACAAUUACAAUUUGUGUUACUAAACCAAUACAAAUAAAUCAUUUUAAAAAUGACUGUAGUGUAAACAGAAAAAUGACUAGAAGUUACUAUGUCCAAAAAUUACCGUAUCUUGGGGAUAACUACAUAUACACAAAUUAAAACAUAUUUCAUGUUCAUAUAUAAACAUAUAUAAACUCAAAAAUGACUGUAGUGCAAACAGAUAAAAAUGACUAGAAGUUAUUAUGUCGAUAAUUGACCGUAUGUUGGGGAUAACUAUAUCUACACAAAUCACAAACAUAUUUUUCAUAGACAUAUAAAGUCAAACCUUUAUAAGGUCAUUGCAAUCUAAUUACAAUUAGACUCAAUUCUAAUUUUAAUCAGAUUGGAGAUCAUUGUAUAUAAACAGGUACCGUCAUACGUAUAGCACAAGAUCUAUUAUAACACUUCAAGAUGAAUACACUCAAGUUUGUAAUACUCCUGUAUUUAUAUAUUACAGCUAUCACAGUCAAACCUCAAUAAAUUCAGCUAUCACAAAAUUUUUACGUAAUACGGACAACAAAACAUCAAAAUACAUGUAGUUUUGAUAUGUCUUUGGUUAACUGAUUAAUUAAAUACAUGUAGUUCACUAUUUAUCAAAAUACAUGCAUUACCGUUAAUGAUGCAGUCAACAAUAUACUAGUAUGGGAACAUCUUAAAUCUCUUUCAUUAUUUUCCUUUGUUUAUUCUUUCAAGUUUUGGAUGAAAAGACAUCCAUCAGCCUGUUGCACUUAAUUGCUGGAACCCCUGAGCUUUACACUUCAAUCAUACAUCAGGCAAUUGAUUCUCUAUAUAAGAUUUAUUACAGGUUAAGAAAAAUCCAAUGAUUGGUUGAUGAACAUCCAUGAUACACAGUACAAUUUCUGUAAAAUGUUUGACUAAAUCCUAAGUACAUCUUCAAUAGUAGCUACAUGUAACUUCUAAAUAAAACCAAUACUGGUGUC